Messenger RNA from Spirometra erinaceieuropaei, 4789 nucleotides. Lineage: Eukaryota; Metazoa; Platyhelminthes; Cestoda; Diphyllobothriidea; Diphyllobothriidae. The record is from the annotation of a GenBank genome assembly.
ACCCCGAGGUAUUUGGAACUGUCUGCUUCUUCUAGCUGAUAGCCAUUAAUCUCGAGAGGCGCCCCCUCUCCUGGUCAGGGAUGCAACUUGGAAACGGCUUGGUCUCCCCAGCGUUUAUGGAUAAACCGACGGAUUUAGCUACCUCAUUCACCCUGACACCACAUAUUGUAGAUCGUCAAAGCUUGAAGCUGAUACAGCGAUAAUAUCGGCGUAAUCGAGAUCAGUCAGCCGGCAGCCGGGUGAAGACUCAAGACCGUCAAUUUCGUGUAGGGCUUUCUCGAGAAUCCAAUCAAUGUCGUGGCUUAAUAGAAUGGACGACAGGAUACAAACUUGUCAAAGGCUAGACCGAAUAUCGGUUGGCAGAGAUUGUUAUGGCCUAAAACUUGCGCGGUGGUUGGGCGGUAGUAGGUGUUGAUCAUGACGAUGAUUUUAGGCAGAAUUUCAUACCCAAUCCCGAAGUGUGGAACAUCUGGGGCUCGAACUCGCGACCUCUUAGUUAGUAGUCCAACGCCUCUAACCACUGAGCCACGGGCCGGCGCACUAUCUAGUUCCAUUAUUCGCCACGGGUUUACUAUGAAUGAAACCGGACGUAGCGGCCUGGUUAGGCCUCGUUCUAGAGUCACGUACGACCGGGAAUCGCCUGAGAACGGCAACUGCGAAGACCUUCGCAGCGACAUCAAUGAGGCUUACACUGCGGUAGUUCUCGCAUCUUGUCUUAUCACCCUUCCUAAAGGCACAAGGAUGCCCGAGUCCUGGUCAUCAGGAACGACCCCAUUCUCUCUGCGCUUGUUCAAUCACCCCAUGGAGGCAGGGCGCCAGAAUGUCGACGCAAGACGUGUGGGUUUCAGCCUGAAUACCGUCCUCUCCGGGGUCUUGUUGCGCAGCCUUUGUAUUGCAUCAGUGACUUCCUCAGAAGGGGGAUCGCGUGACAUUGUACAAGCUGGAGAGGGACAAAGCUACGCCUCAGAGAGGGCCUUGGGUUCGAUACGUUGCUCAUUUAAGUUGCUUAAAGUGCUCGCGCCAGCGAAUCAUCAACAAUCGGGUCAGGUGGCUGGCACGGCUGGACCCGCACCUGGACGUGCCACCACAUCCCCUGGGCCACAACAUACACUUGACCAGGAUUUUUCACCACCAGCAGCAAGAACACCCCAACAGGUGUCAGAAGGACUAGAAUGGCUGGGCAGCCAUGCCCACUACCAGCGGGAGCACAAGCGCAUCUACCGGCAGGGAACAAGGUAUCAGGAAAUUGCCAGCGCAUACCAGCCUGCGAGGGCCAUGGCUUGCUUAUACUGGCAUAGCGCACGCUUUCAGACCUUUUGACCUCAGAUAGCAUCAUAAGAUUGGAGACGUCAGGUGUCUGACGUGUUAGCGUAUACAACUGCGGACCUGUGCAUGGGAAGUUUGUCUUGCAAUUUGUUUUGAUUAGCAAAAAAGCUGCUGAAAGUCAUUGUUUACUUGAGGAAUUUAUGCUGAAUAUAUUUUCUCUGAAAGAACAUACUAGAAAUACCUUGAGCGCUUUAAAAUGGUGUUCUUCAACGUUCAAGACAGCUGGAAAAUUUAGGGUGAAGAAUUGGAAACGGUAGUCGAUCACGACCCAUGUCAAAGGCCUAAAGAAAUGUCAUAAGUACUUAUUGACAGAUCCACUAUUGGCAAACGUUUGCAUCCAUAGGAAAUAGUACGAAAACAAGGAAUUUGGAUGCUGCAUAAAUUGACUGAAAGGCAACACGAAAAGCAUAAAACCACGUGUGAAAUGUUGCUUUGAAGACACUUAUUUUUCGCAUCCAAUCGUUGUUGGUGACGGAAAAUGGACCUGUCAAGAUAAUCCCAGACGAUGCCUGGUCAAUUAUCAACAUCAACGUCAAAGCAUCAUGUGGUUUACUGUUAGUUGUUGCAACGGUCUGAACCUUUUACUGCCAAGCGAUAUCAACAAUAAUUAGCCGAGCCGAGUUGAGUGCCGAAUACCAAAAGACCAGGAUAUGAUGGAAGACAUGAUAAGGUGAUUUUACAACAUGAUAACGCUAGGCCUCAUGUUGCACAUUUGGCCGAUGCAACAUGGUCUUGUUUAUUAGCGUUUACUUGUCAUUAAAAAGUCAUAAACCGGCUCGAUCAAUAGAUUACUCAAAAGAUCAACAGCGGAAUCCAUUUGUUACUGGAAAGAUAGGAACAGAUUAUAGCCGCCAACGGAAAAUACUUUGAAUAUGGUAUAAUGCAUAGUUAUUAUAUAAAUAAAUGUCGUUUUCUUUCUUAAAACGAUGGCGCGAAUUAAUUCUCUUUCCCGGUAGAUGGAACAGGUGUCCUCGCCGAACAGCUUUUUAAGAGAGGCUCAACCUCUGAUAAUGUUGUUACUUAGAAGGUUCAUAUUUCUGUAACACCUAGACCUCUCUCCUAUAAAUCCUCUGGCCUCACUUAGCUGAAUUUCGUCGUUGCAAAAGAACAUUUUUCCUACAAAAGCGCCUUUUGUAUCCUUUCAGUGGCCUGGGGACCGUAGUUGCUUAAGAUGUGUGUAUUUUUACAAUUCCGUGCUUGGCUAAAUUUCACCAGAUUUCUCCCGAAGGACUGUGCGAAAAUUGGCUUAACUUACUCAGCUAGUAGGGAAUUUUGUCUGGCAGCAUUUAUGGAUGAUUUGUCGACUCCUGCAUUUUCACAAGUUAUCUUAGGUAUUAUCGCCAAAUCAAAUUUUAUCAUCUCUAUUAAAUCACUAUGAAGAGCCCUCCCAAGGUACUGCAGUGGAUCAAGAUCACAAUAUGUGUCUUAAUAGCAGCAUGGAUAAGCUUGAUGAUAGGCAGCUGAGGGGAAUACUUUAGCAAACCUUUAGCAAGCUUCCAUGCUUGCAAGUCCUUUUAAAAGCCAAGUACACUCAAGCUCGCUAGUGAUGCUCCCGGGGUAUACGAUGCGAUUCAUAUCUACUGGUUACUCUGAACGACGGCUUAAGAUCGGGAGGAAGGAGCUGCACUUGACGCUGUUAUUGUUGCUGCUGCAAUUUGAACGAGAGUACUUGAGCGGACUUACGGUACUGGUGGGUGUUGUUUAUGUCCCCGCACUCUGGCUACUAGUUUCACAUAGUGGGAUGUUCCAGACUGUUAAGGCAGAAAAAAGAGUAACCGUUUUUUAUCUUUUUAUAUGCCAUCCAUUGUUUUCUGGUCCCUUGCCAGUUAUCGGCGGAAAUUUUCCUCUGUUUGGUUCUUGUUCUAGAAAUUUGGUUUCCUCCGAAAAUCCCCAUUUGAAAUGAUAGAAUGUGCUAGUCUUUAAAAAAAUUCGUAAAUCCUCUGAAUCUAGAAACAUUCCGAUGCGGGAUUGCGCUUGUAUAUAGUCAUGCACCUCCAGGAGUUUCUUUACACGGGAUUUUUCGGAAACAAACUGUUUCUAAGGCCAAAUCUCAAGAAGGCUGUACUUCCUGUAAAUUGACAGAUUUUCUUUUCGGUCCUCUGUGUUGUCAUUAGCUGACUUUAUGCGAGCACUAACGCAAAUGACAGGAACGCCCGCUAACCAUGCAGCGAAGCGUUUUUGAUUAUGAUUGUUACAGCUGACCGGAAUAAUCCCUUGUGGAUAGGUAGCGUAGCGCCGUGAAAUCUUUUCUCAUAUUUCUCAUUAUUGCUACCAGAUUUAACGUCCUUCUUUGAUCUCAAAGACACGUUGCGACUCAGUUUCAAAACCUACCGCACGUGCAGUGCGCCCCCAGUUUUUCAGACAAUUCUAAACAGACAGGAGUAUCGAUUUUUUCGUUUUGUUUCUAGCGCCCCUUCAUCGAAUUGCCUGAACUGAUUUUGGCGCCCCGGCAACCCCCCCUCACCUCCGAGACCUGGCAGAAGCAUUUGGAUCGUGAAGGUCGUGUGACCGUCAUUCAUAAGCUACAGGCUGAAAUCUUCAAUGGCGUAUGUCUUUCACCCUUUCAAGAAUUUGACUCCUCCUUCUCCCCUAGCACCACUUUUCAUCUGUCUUUCCACUUUGUGUUCAUAAGCACAGCCAGAGGCUCGGCGUAAUCAGCUUGGCAGCCGGAAUGUCGCACUCCAACUCAUUGUGCACUGAUCAGAUGUAGUUUCAUGCCCCGACUAGCGAAACAGCUGUGGCGCCACAGAUCCCCUAAGCAGAUAGUCUUUUCAUGCUUUGCGAGCCAAAUAAUGGCCCUUCGAUGCCGGUCAGCCCUGUUUUCCCUGACCAGAUUUGCGGGAUAUUUAUGGGUGUCAGCGGCUAGAAACCACUAUCAAGAUAAAAUAGCCUGUUGUCUACACCUUGCACAGCAUGGUCUAUAGUUUAUCGAGGAGACUAUGGUCUCGCCGUGAUGUCUGUUAGAGAAGAGGGACCCGAGUAUGUAAGGCUUCAAUCGAAACCGUCCUGUUUUGUAGCUUCGAAACUUGUUUCCUGGUGGGGGUGGUAACGACAGCGAUUGUGGCUGACCGUGGUUGUGCUAACUGACCCGAGCGGGGCCUUGUCUCCAUUUUAUGGGUUACGAACCAGUAGCAACAUCAGACUUAUUGCCAACUGUUUUGUUGUUGAUAACAACUAUUGCACUUUCUCGGAGCCUCGUACUCGCUGCGUUUGCUGAGAUCCUUGAUGCGCUGGCCGCCUCCGUAUAGUUCUGCCUAUUUGAACGGCACCUCUUGUCGCUUUCGGAUAAUCAAUUUAACUUAUUUCUUUCCCAAGCCGGGCCGUAGUAGCCCAGAACCGUGUUGUCUGUUUUAAAGGAUUGUGUUCGUUUCAGAAUUGUGAACUCCUUGCUGACAGUAAAUCGAAUAAGCUGAUCUCUCUUUUUGUAUCUCUGCAGUCGGUGACAAAUCUCAUCAAAUGUUAA